Molecule: messenger RNA, 492 nt
Organism: Syngnathus acus (greater pipefish)
Lineage: Eukaryota; Metazoa; Chordata; Actinopteri; Syngnathiformes; Syngnathidae
Gene: rps27.1
Product: ribosomal protein S27, isoform 1
Exons: 4
Coding region: 115-369 (84 amino acids)
Biological process (GO): ribosomal small subunit assembly; translation
Cellular component (GO): ribosome; cytosolic small ribosomal subunit
Molecular function (GO): RNA binding; structural constituent of ribosome
Source: RefSeq, a predicted model, not a curated record
CGCGGUGGUCGAGCCGGUUCGUCACUUCCGGCUUGGGACCGAACGCAAGGGGGAAUAUCAAGGCCUCGCUUCCGGUUGUUCCUCCUUUUCGGCAGCGGCUAUUUCCUCGCCAACAUGCCACUCGCGAAAGACUUGUUGCACCCAUCUCCAGAGGAGACAAGGAGGAGGCACAAGAAGAAGCGCCUUGUUCAAAGUCCCAACUCUUAUUUCAUGGAUGUCAAAUGUCCAGGAUGCUACAAGAUCACAACAGUGUUCAGCCACGCGCAGACUGUCGUGCUGUGCGUCGGCUGCUCGACGGUCUUGUGUCAGCCCACAGGCGGAAAAGCACGUUUAACAGAGGGGUGCUCGUUCAGGAGAAAGCAGCACUAAAAUGUUUCUGGAACUGAAGUGGUGACAAAGGGACGGAGCGCGGGAGAAAGACGCCACCAUGGCAUGAGAUGUAACCGCCGCCCUCAGUUUCUUGUUUCUCAAUAAAAUGUUUUGGCUAAACGA